UUUUCUGGUUAUGCGUUUGUGUUUUCAGUGCGCUUUGUGCUCGGAAUGACAAAUGUGCUUGCUUUCCUAAACUUCGCUAGAGCAGUUCGAAAACAUUUUGGUGCUGAAACAGCCAUGUUCUUGAGGUGGCCUAUUUUUUCAGUAAAGAUGUUCGUGGCAGGCAUUGCUAAAAGUUACACAUCAAAUAUCUUCAGGAUCAUAGUUGCGUCGCAAUUUCACAUGCUCUUCUAUGCGUCCCGCCCACUUCCAAAUUCGUUUGCAUUUAUUCUGGUUAUUCUGAGUGGACGGUUGCCGCUGUUUGGAUGGGACGGAGCGCUUCUCAUUGGUGCAAGAACAGCAGUUCAAUGUAUUGCAGCUCUGACUAUCCCCAUCGAUUCCCUGUUUUGGGGACGACCUAUCUAUCCUGAAUUUGAGGUUGCAGUCUUCAACUUGAUCAAGAAUAAGAGCCAUGAAUAUGGGGUGUCACCAUUCUUGUGGUAUUUUUACUCUUGUUUGCCUCGCGCACUGGCAGCUAGUCUUCCGCUCGCUGUUCUUGGAGUAUUUUUGGAUCGACGACUACGAAAAUACAUAUCGAUUGCACUCAUAUUUAUUCUGUCAUAUAGUCUUCUACCUCACAAAGAACUCAGAUUUAUUAUCUAUUCAUUCCCCUUGAUCAAUCUUUCAGCUGCUGUGUUUUGUGCAAGAAUGUACAUAAAUCGCCACAAAUCUUUUGCUCGGCAAGCUCUGUAUUAUGGUUGCUGCUUACAUCUCAUAGCCAAUCUGCUAGCGACAGCUGCUUUUCUCUAUGCUGGAGCAAGAAAUUAUCCCGGAGGAGAUGCGAUUGCCCACCUUCAGUGGACACAAAGAAUGGAUGCCAAUAAGCCUAUGUCUGUCUACAUCGACAACGCUUGUGCACAGACUGGUGUCAGCAGGUUUAUGCAGCUGUACGGUGCUUGGGAGUACACCGAGAAUUUGCGCCCGAAGGAUUUGGAGAGAUUUGAUUUUUUGAUGAUUGGCACCUACUCUGGGAACCUCAAAGAUAUUGUCAUGACAAAUUACAGCACUCAUCAUAGAGUGAUGUUUGCUAUUCCAGCUUUCCAUCGAUUCACUUUGAAGAAGUCUUCAUCUUUCCCCUUCUAUCAUCCGGAAAUGGUUUUCAAAGAGAAAGUAGCUGUGCUGAGGAAGAAAUGA
Cylicostephanus goldi is the source of this 1170-nucleotide messenger RNA. The record is from the annotation of a GenBank genome assembly. Lineage: Eukaryota; Metazoa; Nematoda; Chromadorea; Rhabditida; Strongylidae.